Messenger RNA from Malus domestica (apple), 3182 nucleotides. RefSeq lists its product as uncharacterized. Gene Ontology annotation, molecular function: flavin adenine dinucleotide binding. Gene Ontology annotation, biological process: tRNA wobble uridine modification; tRNA methylation. NCBI's taxonomy places the organism in Eukaryota, Viridiplantae, Streptophyta, Magnoliopsida, Rosales, Rosaceae. The record is from RefSeq and is a predicted model, not a curated record.
AAAUUAUCUGCUUCGCCUCACAAGGCUCAAAUAAGAAAGAGAGAGGGCGAAGACGCUCUCUGAAAUUCAGCAAUGGCGACCACGCCAGCACUGACGCUUCAUCUCUCUCGCCUCGCCCGCCACUUCCCUUUCUCCUCUUCUUCUCUCCCGACUCCUCCUCUCUUUCCUCGUGCUCGACUCAUUCUAAGGCCGCGUGACCUUCCCUUCCGCCGCACCUGUUCCUUCUCCAUCUGCAACUUUUCCCGCCGAUUCUCUGUCUCCGCCUCGACCACUCCAGGUCUAAGUGAUGAUGGGCUACAUGAUGAAAGAUAUGAUGUCAUUGUGGUCGGAGGAGGACAUGCAGGCUGUGAAGCUGCCAUAGCAUCUGCUCAUUUAGGGGCGAAAACUCUUCUACUCACCCUAAAUAUUGAUAGAAUUGCUUGGCAGCCCUGCAACCCAGCAGUUGGUGGACCAGCAAAGUCUCAACUUGUACACGAAGUGGAUGCCCUUGGUGGUGAAAUCGGGAAGAUUUCUGAUCGGUGCUAUUUACAGAAGCGUGUACUCAAUGCCUCAAGGGGCCCUGCUGUUCGGGCAUUGCGUGCACAGACUGAUAAAAGGGAAUAUGCUAUGGAAAUGAGAAAAAUAGUAGAGAGCACACCAAACCUUUCAAUUCGAGAGGCAAUGGUGACAGAUAUCUUAUUAGGAAAGAAUGACAAUAUUGAAGGUGUGCAAACAUUUUUUGGGAUGAACUUCUACGCUCCUUCAGUUAUUCUCACGACAGGCACAUUUAUGAGUGGUAAAAUUUGGGUUGGUAGAACUUCUAUGCCUGCAGGAAGAGCUGGCGAAUCAGCUUCACUCGGACUGACUGAAAAUUUACAGCGCCUUGGAUUUGAAACUGAUCGAUUAAAGACUGGAACCCCAGCACGUGUGGACCGUCGCACUGUUGAUUUUUCUGGAUUGGAACCACAACAUGGCGAUGAAGAGGUCCAUCUAUUUAAUCCCAUAUAUGAUACUGGCUGGGCACUGCGGAGUUUCCAGAAACCAGUGAGGGUUGGUACAGAAAUGCAGCUGGUGCAAAUGGACCUUAAGGUCGGCUGGUUUAGUUUUGAUCUUGAUGUCCAUAUUGAAAGGGAACAAAUGUGCUGCUAUCUUACGCGUACUACAAAGAGCACUCACCAACUAAUCAAAGACAACUUGCAUGAAACUCCCACUUAUGGAGGAUGGGUUGAGGCGAAGGGGCCUAGGUAUUGCCCUUCAAUUGAAGACAAGAUUGUUCGGUUCCAGGAUAAAGAGUCUCAUCAAAUUUUUCUUGAACCAGAGGGCCGAGAUGUGCCGGAGCUUUAUGUGCAGGGAUUCUCAACUGGUUUACCAGAGAGACUACAGUUACCACUCUUGAGGACUUUGCCUGGGCUUGAAAAUUGUUCAAUGCUGAGGCCUGCUUAUGCUGUAGAAUAUGACUUCUUGCCUGCUCAUCAAUGUUCUCGGUCUCUUAUGACAAAGAAAAUUGAUGGGCUUUUCUUCUCUGGUCAAAUAAAUGGGACUACAGGCUAUGAGGAGGCUGCAGCACAAGGCAUUAUUUCUGGUAUCAAUGCUGCCAGACAUUCAGAUGGCAAGUCCCUCAUUGUUCUUGAGAGAGAAAGCAGCUAUAUAGGAACAUUGAUCGAUGAUCUGGUCACAAAAGACCUUCGAGAGCCUUACCGCAUGCUAACCAGUCGAUCAGAGCACCGGUUACUUCUCCGAUCUGAUAAUGCUGACAGCCGUCUCACACCAUUGGGGCGUGACAUUGGGUUAAUAGAUGAUAGACGAUGGAAACUAUACCAGGACAAACAGGCUCGAAUUUCAGAAGAAAAGAAGCGAUUGAAAAGUGUCAGAAUUUCAGGAGGGGAAAUAGCAGCUGAUGUUACUCGUCUUUCUAGUCAGCCAUUGAAGGACUUUACAACUUUGGAGAGUCUUCUGAAGAAACCACACAUAGAAUAUAAAGUUCUUGAUAAGCAUGGUUUUGGGAAUGAACUGUUGUCUAGAAUAGAAAAAGAAUGUGUGGAGAUUGACAUCAAGUAUGCGGGCUUCAUUCAGCGACAACAGAGCCAACUCCAACAAAUGGUCCAUCAACAGCAUAGAUUACUUCCAGAGGACUUAGAUUACUAUUCAAUAACAACUUUAUCUCUUGAAUCACGCGAGAAGCUCUCCAAGGUGAGGCCACAGACCGUUGGUCAAGCCAGCAGAGUUGGUGGGGUGAGCCCUGCCGAUAUCACUGCUCUCCUCAUUAUCCUUGAAGCUAAUAAGAGGAGAGCACAUGAACAGAAGAAGCUUGAACUGCUAAAUUCUAUCAAGAUGGAUACAGAACAAGGUGUAUCUGAAUUGCCAUUUACUGGGACACUCAGGUCAUGAUGUUUCCGCGAUUGCCAAACUUGGUAUUUGAGUUGAAUUCGAGUGUAUCAAGUGUAUCCUAACGUGUCUGUAUAGAGAACGCAUCAUGGUACGAGGUGAAUGGGAGAUCUGUCCAUCUUACUUGAGAUACCUGGUAGAUACCCGGGUCAAAUUUCAUACAGAUAGCUUGUGCAACGGAACUAUGAGGACUCAUUGCACGAGCUGCUGCUAAUAGCUGCUGUGUACUCGGGUAACUCUUAUCGAUCCUUGUCCGAGUAGGAUGUUGUACUCGGGUAACUCUUAUUGAUGUUAUGAAGUUGGUACUUGGUGGUCGUUCACAUUUCAUAUAUUUUAGACCAUCUCCACCCCACCGGGGUUGUAAAACAUUUUGUAUUUUGGUCAUUCGCAAAUGGUCAACUACUUAUUUUGCUCGUGGAAUCUGACGAGCUUCUUUCAAUUGGCUGCAAAUUCUUUGUAAUUUGUGGCUGUGCUAUGAGUGAAGUUUGGGAUUAGAUGCUGACAUCGAUGAGGCGAGACGAUGCUCGAUUAGGGGCAAGGAUUUGUGUGAAUCAACAGGCACUGCUGCAGGUGGUUGUUUUGGGUGGUUGCGGCGGAGGAUGCAGCGGAUCCGAUUGCUUUCGGUGUUCUUUUUAUUCGGUCUCAACUUUUGGUUUGGCUUGCUUUUGGUUUGUUUGGUUGGCCACUGUUGUUUGUUUGUGUUUUUAUAUGCUUUUGGGUAUUUUUGUUGUAAAGUUUAUUGUUGGUAAUGAAAUUUAUCUUUGCUUACAAAAAAAAUGUCAAAGAGAGAAAAUUGAAUGAGAUUCUAAAUUUACGUU